UCGUCAGUGGCUUUCGUUCAGACAUAUUACAUACAUAAUAUGUAUAUGUAUUUAGAUGAUUACUGAUCUACCCUAACCUAAAUUAACUGAGAUUUGUCAUUUGUGAGAAAAAAGCAGAUAAUUGUUCCAGCAGUUUGUGAUAUUAUUACUCACUAUUAAAUACCAUGUAAAAUAUUGUUCAUGAAGUGACUUUGUUUACUGUUUAUUUAAUUUGUAAUAUAGAUCAUAAAUAAGAAGGAAUAUUUAUAUAAUUUUACAUCAGUAAAAUGCAGUGAUUUUAAACAAGUUACAUAAAGGAAGAGAAGAAAUUAUGUUACAUUUUACGUUCUGGACAGAUGUAAAAAAAAAUAAAAUUGUGUAAAAUUUAAUUUAUUGAAAUGAUGAUGGAGUUGAGUCAUAGUUUGACCCUCAAUGAGGAUGCUCUCAAUCAAAUCCCAGAGGCCAAACGACCAGUUUUUAUAUUUGAAUGGUUACGAUUUUUGGACAAGGUUUUAAUUGCUGCACAAAAGAGUGAUAUUAAAGGAUGUCAGCAGAAGCUAGUAGAACAGUUAACUAAACACAUGCAAGGAGCACCUGGACCUCCUACACGAAGACUUAUUGCAAGAUGUCUUGCUACAUUAUUUAGUGUUGGCGAUACAUUUUUGCUCUUUGAUACUGUCAAUAAAUGUAAUGAUAUUCUUAGAAAUAAGGAUGAUUCUCCAAGUUUUCUUCCAACAAAGUUAGCUGCUAUAUGUUGUGUAGGAUGUAUGUAUGAAAAAUUAGGAAGAAUGAUGGGUAGAUCCUAUGAGGAAACUGUACAGAUUUUGAUAAAAUCUUUACGUUCUGCAGAAUCACAAACACGAAUAGAGAUUAUGCAUACUUUAGAAAAGGUUUGUGCUGGUAUGGGUUCUGCAAUUACAAAUGUUCAUAAGGAAAUAUAUAAAAUUUCUAGACAUUAUCUCACAGACAGAGUGAUGGCUGUAAGAUGUGCUGCUGCAAAGUGUCUAUUGGAAAUGUUAAAUCAUGCUCCAUUUUUAUAUACUACUGAAAUAGAAAGUGUUGCUACACUCUGUUUCCGAGCAUUUGAAGGUUCAAAUUAUGAAGUUAGAUGUGCUGUUGCAAAGUUACUUGGUACAUUGGUAGCAAUGACCCAACUUCCAACACCAAAAGGCAAAAACCCUUCAGUAACUCAAAAUAAAAACUGCAAACAAAUUUCACUUGAUGAGGUAUUAAAUAUUUUAAUGUCCGGAUUUUUAAGAGGUGGAGUAGGUUUUUUAAAAGGUACUGGAGAAAUUAUAAAAGGAAAUUCUAGUGUAAAUCGAGAAGUCAGAGUUGGAGUCACGCAUGCAUAUGUUGUCUUUGUUCAAAUGUUGGGAGGUUCCUGGCUCGAACGUAAUAUCGGUGCAUUAAUUGCACAUGUACUCGAACUUGUGACAAAUCCAAAGGCAGCAAGCUCGCACGUUGAUGCUGUCUAUUCCAGAAAAUGUGUAAACUUUAUAUUACAUGGUACUAUUGGUAAAUUAUUGGGUGAAGGAGCUCAAGCUGCUGCGUGUAAAGAAAUAGCACAUAUUAUCUUAAAACAAAUGAACUCUAUUGAUUUUAGUCCAGAAAAUGCCAAGGAUUGUAAUCAAGAAACUUUAUUUAGUCAACAUUUACUCGUCUGCGCUUUGCAGGAAAUGGGAAAUUUGAUUCUAGGAUUGGGUACAACAGCUUGUAAUUUAUUAUCUGAUCAAUCUUUAAGUUUAAUUGACACAAUUAUGGCUGUCUUGAUUCAUCCGUGUCAAGCAGCUAGACUUGCCGCUUCCUGGUGUUUGCGUUGCAUUUGUGUAGCAGUUCCAAGCCAAAUAACACCUCUGAUUGAUCGCUGUGUAGAUGGUAUCGAAAAUAUGCGUAGUUCACCGGAAGCAAUAGCUGGAUAUAGUAGUGCUUUAGCUGCAGUUCUUGGUAGUGUUCGUUUGUCACCUCUUGGUGUACCCCACACGAAAGGAAAAAUUAUUUUCAAUACCGCAGAAGAGCUUUUAAGAAGUGCAAGUCAAAAUAGUCGUUUAUCAUUAAACAGGACACAUGCCGGAUGGCUUUUAAUUGGAGCUAUAAUGACUCUUGGUACAGCAGUAGUAAAAGGACUAUUACCUAGAAUGUUAUUAUUAUGGAGAAAUUCUUUCCCUCGGUCAAACAAAGAACUUGAAAGCGAAAAAGCUAGAGGUGAUGCGUUCACUUGGCAAGUAACUUUAGAAGGUCGAGCAGGUGCAUUAUCUGCUAUGCACAGUUUUCUACUGCAUUGUCCAGAACUUUUAAACGAUGACAUUACAAGACGACUUCUAACACCAAUCGAGUCAGCGUUGGCAAUGUUAACGAAUUUGUCACCUGUACUAAAAAAUUAUGGACAACAAUUGAAAGCUCCAGCUGCGAUGGUUCGUUUACGUUUGUACGAAACAUUGUUGUUGUUGCCGCCGCAAACUUUUGAAGGUUCUUACACACAUCUCUUAAGAAUGUUGGUAUCUGAAUUUACAUUGACUGAAAAUCCUGGAAAUACUACUACUUCAUUAUUACGUGCAGUUUGUCAUGCUAAUGAUUCUGUAAUUCUUGGUACAUGGUUGCAAGAAACUGAUCACCGUACAAUAGAAGAUCAAAUGGAACCAAACAGAAGGGCAGAUUUGGAACAUUUACAGCCAAACAGUGCUGCAGGAUCUGGAGCUCUGGAACACAAUCCGUGUUGCCUCUACAGACCAGUACCACAAGAUGAAAUAAUUCCUGGUCCUUUACCUUUGGGUGUUGCUGUGAUUGAUUUGUCUGUGUCAUUGUUUGGUCAAAUUUUCCCACGCGUGGCAAACAAACAUAGAUUACAGAUGUUAGAUCAUUUCAGUGAAUGUAUAAAGCAUACAAAAUCUGGUAGACAGGAAGCAAUUCAGAUGAAUGUUUUUACAGCUGUGCUAAGUGGGUUAAAAGGUCUUAAUGAAGCUAAAACUGGAUUUGGUCAAGAAGAUGUUAAGAAAUCGGCAACCAAUUUAAUUAUUAGUGCUUUAGUAAGCAGCAAUUCAAUAUUAAGGUGGGCAGCUGGAGAAGCUGUUGGAAGAAUGGCCCAAGUUAUUUCAGAUCCAAAAUUUACGGCAGAGUUGGCACAAACAAGUUUUGAUCGUUUGAAGUCUGCUCGUGAUGUUGCUAGUAGAACUGGUCAUUCUUUAGCGUUAGGAUGCCUCCAUAAAUACGUAGGUGGAAUGGGAUCUAGUCAACAUCUAAACACAAGUGUCAGUAUCCUACUUGCUCUUGCACAAGAUAAUUCGUCUCCUGUAGUACAAGUAUGGGCAUUACAUGCUCUUGCACUGAUUGCUGAUUCUGGUGGACCAAUGUUUCGAGGCUAUGUUGAACCUACAUUAUCAUUAGCAUUAACUCUUCUACUCAAUGUUCCUCAUUCUUAUAUCGAUGUACAUCAAUGUAUAGGAAAAGUAUUAUCAGCUCUUAUUACAACUAUAGGACCAGAAUUACAAGGUAACACUUCGACAAUUUGUAUGGCACGAUCAUCAUUCUUAUGUGCCUGUGCUAUCAUGCAAGAUCAUCAGGAUCCUCUAGUACAAGCAGAAGCCACAGGAUGUCUCCAACAGUUACAUUUAUUUGCACCUAGACACGUUAAUUUGUCUUCUCUUGUUCCUACAUUAUGCCGAACAUUAUCAAGCAAUCAUUUGCUUUUACGUAAAGCCGCCAUAUCUUGUCUUCGACAACUUGCUCAACGAGAAGCAAAAGAGGUGUGCGAACAUGCGAUGACAUUGGCUAAUGAAAGUCGAGAUACGAAUGUGGUAGAGGGUCUUGUUAUAACAGAAACUGGGCUUCCAGGCGUCUUAUUUAGUAUGCUAGAUACCGAAACUGAUAGCAAGUUAAUUAAAGAUAUUCAUGAUACAUUAACCAGUAUGCUGCAGAUUUUAGCAGCAGAUAAUUUAUCUCAAUGGUUAUCUUUGUGUAAAGAUGUUCUUACAAUAGCUUCAGAAACAUGUAAUAACGAAGAAGGUAAUACCAUCAACGUUGAAGAUGGUACUGCGGAUAAUGAUAAUACCGAUACAGAAGGAGACGAUGAUCAAGCUGAAUUUCAUGCUGAUGAAUCUUCUAAACAACGAGCAACAAUCACACCGCGAUGGCCAACUAGAGUUUUUGCAGCACAGUGUGUUAGAAGGAUUGUAGCUGCUUGUGUAAAUAAUAAACAAACACAUUUCGAUCUUUCUUUAGCAAAGGAGAUGCUGAUUACUAAAGGAAAAAAUGAUUUCCUGGUAUUGCAUCUUUCCGACUUAGUACGAAUGGCAUUUAUGGCCGCGACGAGUGAUUGUGAUCCUUUACGACUUGAAGGUUUAAAGACAUUACAAGAAAUUAUUGAUAAGUUUGCCAAAGUUCCUGAACCAGAAUUUCCUGGACAUCUGUUACUCGAGCAGUUCCAAGCACAAGUCGGAGCUGCACUGAGGCCUGCAUUUGCCGCAGAAACAGCAUCGCAUGUUACAGCUGCAGCUUGUGAAGCUUGCAGUGCUUGGAUUGGAAGUGGGGUUGCUAGAGAUCUUAAUGAUCUUCGUAGAGUACAUCAACUUCUUGUAUCUUCUUUAGAAAAAUUAAGAGAAGGACAUACAAGGCCGCAACUGUAUAAUGAAAGUUUGUUAACGCUUGAAAGAUUAGCAAUUUUGAAAGCUUGGGCAGAAGUAUAUGUAGUUGCCAUGAUUAAAGAUGGUUCUGCGUUAAAUAGUAAAGAAACAUUCAAUCAAAGCCCAACCCAAAUCGAAGAGGGAAACGUCGAAGAUUUUGGACAAUUUGAAUUCCAAACUGAAAGUUUGUUGAGUUUAGUGCAACCAGAAUUGCUCAGUUUAAGUCAGUACUGGUUAGCUGCUCUGAGAGAUCAUGCAUUACUUUCGUUACCACCAGAAUUUUCCAGUCAAUUACCACACGACGGAGGUGCUUUCUACACAACAGAUACGAUGGAAUCUGCUCGACCUCAUUAUGCAGAAUCGUGGGCACCAAUUUUGCAUGCUGCAACACUCUGGCUUAAUGCAAAAGGAUUUGGGUUAGAAGAAACUACCAAUGAAGUACAAUUAUCAAAUACGUCGAAUAAUAAUAAUAAUAAUAAUAAUAGUGACGUCUCUACUAAAACUAAUACUAAUGUUGAACGUUUCCACUUAUUAUUUGGUAUAUGUAUGGAGGCUUUAUGCAGCCCACGAGCUUCAGAAUCUACUCAAAACAUUGAAACAUGUUUAAAUGCUUUAUAUACUUUGUUAGAUUCUUCUUGGGCACGUAAAGUUUUGAUGACAGAUCGUUCAUUACCAAUUGAAUUGUGUAACGUUCUUCACAGGAUGCUUUUAACCAGAGAAAGUUAUGUAAUUCAGAUGAUAGUAAUGGAAGUUUUAAAACAAGUAAUGAAAGCAGCACAGGAAAAUUUAGCUGAGAGAAAGAAAGCCAAACUAAAAGAAAUAGUACCAGCGCACGAAGAAAGUAAUGAAACCCAGGAAGUAGAUCUGCUGGGAGAAGGAGAAGACAGUGGCGAGCUUGUUCCGGGCAAAUCAUUAGUAUUUGCUAUUUUGGAAGUAUGUUUGUGUCUUUUGGUUCGACAAAUUCCAGCAUUGAAUCCUAAUCCUGGUGGAACAACAGCAAUUUUAUCUCAGAAAGGAUAUAUACCAUCUGAGGAAAGUGGGAAACUUAUAGCAGCUGCACUCAAUACAAUGGAGUCUCUUCCUACUUUAUGCUCCCCUCAGGGAGCAAUAGCAAUUUUACCAACUUUGCUGUAUUUGGCAACUGGAGUAAUUAAAGAAACUGCAAUACGCACCGACAAUGAAUGCAACAAAAUAUCAUCAGAUGCACCAGUGCAUGCGGCUUUGCAUUGUAUAAAAAGUCUUAGUAUAAAUAAAUUUGCAAAAGAUCAUAGAAGUCAGGAACAAUGGACAAGUCUUUUACAAAGCGCUCUUGCUAAAAUCAUUGAUCUGGCUAAAACAGGAAAUGACGAAACGAAAAUGGACGAAGUAACAAUGAUGUUAGCUAUUGCAGUGUUUGUUCUUCAUGCUACACAAGAAGUUGUAAGUGCACCGAAUCUUCAGUUCCCAUGUAUCAAUCAUUUUCGACAUGCUUUCCAAUCAGAAAAUAUAAUGGUCAAAUUAAAAUGUGUUCAAACAUUAAGAACAAUAUUUUUACAUCCGGAACGCGUAAUAAGUACUCCUUAUAUUCAUGCAUUAGCUCCGAGAUUAGUCGAAUAUCUGUACAGUGACAAAAGCAAACAAGUUACAAAUGAUUUAGAGUUAUCUUUUACUUUGGAAUGUGUCAGCACUGUUGAAGCUCUCAUUGGACUUGCGGAUCUUUCAAACCGCAUACAGAUGUUAACUCUACUCGUGCCAAUCCUAAUCAAUUAUUUAUUGGAAGGAGAACAACUUCAGCAUGCUUCUAAAUAUCAAUUAAGUCUCCAUCAACAGAGUUUUCAAUGGCUGAAUAAAAUAGGACCAAAAUAUCCUCAGGAAUUUAAAACGUUAAUGUCACAGUCUACAGAAUUGAAAACCAAAUUAGAAAAUGCUGUUAGAUCUACUCAUCAACAAGCACAAAGACAUAACCGACCAGUAGAUUUAGUAAAACCACAAAUUAAGAUCUCUACACCAUCUAUCAAGCUAAAAACAGAUUUUUCAAACUUCAAUUAAAUGCUUUAGUAGCAUUUCUUAACAUGUUAUACACUUGUUUAGAUAUUAUGUUAAUUAUGACUCGAGUAUUAUACGAACAGCGAAAUUUUUAAAUUUAACGAUGUAGUUAUAUGUGUUUCAGUAUAGUUACAAAAACAUUUUGGAAAAGUAAAAUAUAACAAAACUUAUCUGAACAGUGUAUAAUGUGUUAAAAAUAGUGCUUUUAAUAACGUAAAUGACUAAUAGCAUGUAACUAUUGUAUUAGUCCAUUAAUUGACCAUCAUAAGUGAUAAUCUGUGGUACAGAUGUAACUCAAUAUUAUGUAAGAUAAAAUAUUUUAAUUAUAAAAAUCUUUACUUCCAUAAGAAUUUCAUUGAUGAUGAUAUUCAUUGAUUAGUACUUAUUUACUAGCACUCAUUAAUAUUUCAGUAGAAAUUGGAUUUAAGCUUACUAAUAGUAAGAAAGUUGAUAUUGACAAAAUAUCCAGAAUAUCUAUUUUUCUGUGAGAGCAUUUACAUUUUGAA
Messenger RNA from Megachile rotundata (alfalfa leafcutting bee), 7126 nucleotides. RefSeq names its product HEAT repeat-containing protein 5B. Gene Ontology annotation, biological process: retrograde transport, endosome to Golgi; endocytosis; intracellular protein localization. Lineage: Eukaryota; Metazoa; Arthropoda; Insecta; Hymenoptera; Megachilidae. Gene Ontology annotation, cellular component: Golgi apparatus; endocytic vesicle; membrane. The record is from RefSeq and is a predicted model, not a curated record.